AUGACGAUUUCAACCUUAGCUAGCCUUACUGCUGAUCAGUUGUAGGUUUGUGUGUAUGUGUGUGUGUGGCGCGAUGCCUUCUGAAAGUCUACGAUGGGAAACUUUACAGGCCUUGAAAAACUCACCAAAAGGGAAAGUGACCUUCGACCCGUUCUGGUUGGAAAGGGGAGAGCAUAUUUUAGCAGGUUGCAAAGACACCCUCACCUUGUCCCCAAACACUGGUGUCGUAUUGGAGCGUCUCAGCUCGGUGCCGCUUCAGAAGUCGUCCUCCUUCCUGGGCUCCAGAUCCGGAGACUCCAGCCCAGUUCUCUCUGAAGUCUCCAUUUCCUCCACUGGAUCCAUCCCUGACAUCGGCGCCAGGCCUGCCACACUGUCCGUAUCCUCGUCUUUAAAGAAUGAGCGAGAGCAGGCUGUUAGUGAUGAGGCGAAGGAUGAAAGUCCGGAGGCAGAUGUCAGCGGAGUUUCCAGUCCUUCAUCUCUACCGGCCCUUUCCCUGCUGUCACCGAAAGCCAUGGAGACGGCCGGCCGCAUUAUCAAAGUUCAGGAGGAACAUCGAGAGGAGGCCAAGUUGGCGCUCAGGCUGCGGCAGGAGAUGCAGGAGAAGCUGGUGGCGGCGGUGGCGAGCGCCGAGUCAGAGCAGCUGAAACGUUUUGAGGAGCUCAUGGAGCUGAAGCAGAGGCAGGAGUACCAGAGCAUGAAGGACAUGAUGGAAAGAGAAACUAAGGAGAGCAUGGGGCGUCAAGAGAAGCUGAAGGAGGAGCAGCGGCACAGAACGAAGAUCAUGAACCUGCGGCUGAGGGAGGCGGAGCAGCAGCGUCUUCGGGAAGCAGAGCUUGAGAGGCAGAGGCAGGCAGAGGGCAGGGAGAGACUGCGUAACCUCAACAGCAUCCAGGAGGAGAUCCUGCAGCUCAACCAGCUGCUGGAACCCUCCACCCAGACCAAGACGGACCUCCCACCAGCCAGCCUCAUCUCCUACAGCACCCGAGGGAACCAGCUGUGCUCCCAGGUGUCGGAGGUGGUGCGAAAGACAGCAGAGGGCGAGUUCCCCAGCGUGGAGGACAUGACCGUGGCAGAGCGAGCCUUGCACAAGAUGAGAGCGCUUAUCCGGCUGAUGCAGGAGGAGGUGGCCAAGGCUCAAGAGAAAAAGAAGAAGGAGCAAGAGCAGGAGGAGGAGCGUAGGAAGCAGGCAGAGCUGCAGGCAAAGCAGGAGGGGGAGAAGAAGGCGGCGCAGUUGGCCAAAGAGAAGGCGCAGAGGAAAGGGUUGCAGAACAGUGCUGAAGACAGCACACUGAAGUGGUACAAGGAUCUGCAGGAGGCGGCUGCUCACUGCGCUCAGUCCUUCGAUCAGCUCAACUCAGCAAAGGACGCACAGACAAAGAAACUGAAGCUGGAGCUCCAGAAAGCCGCCACCAUCCCCGUCAGUCAGAUCGCCAGCAACUCUGGAUCGCAGCUGCGAGAAAUCUUCGACAAGAUUGACAAGCUGCUGUCGGGACGGGCCGCCGUGUCGGGGGGGAAGUCCGUCUCCACCUCUCAGCAUCCGCAAGGCCUCGAAUUCGUCAGCUACAAACUGGCUGAGAAGUUUGUGAAACAAGGAGAGGAGGAAGUGGCGUCUCACUACGAAGCAGCCUUCCCCAUCGCCGUGGUGGCCUCUGGAGUCUGGGAGCUGCACCCCCAGGUGGGAGACCUCAUCCUCGCCCACCUGCACAAGAAAUGCCCCUACGCCAUCCCUCAUUACCCGCCGAUGAAGGACGGCACGCCCGUCGAAGAAUACCAGAGGAUUCUUGGUUACCGCGUAGACGACUCCGGGGUCGAAGGUCAGGACAGUUUCUUAAAGAGGAUGUCCGGGAUGAUCCGUCUGUACGCCGCCAUCCUCCAGACCAAGUGGCCCUACAGCUCCAAACAGGGGCCCGUUCCUCACGGUCUGAACCACGGCUGGCGUUGGUUGGCUCAGAUGCUCAACAUGGAGCCUCUGGCGGACGUCACGGCCACGCUGCUGUUUGACUUUCUAGAGGUUUGUGGGAACGCUCUGAUGAUGCAGUAUCGGGGACAGUUCUGGAAGCUCAUCCUGCUGCUGAAAGAGGAGUACUUCCCCAGGAUCGAGGCGGUGACCAGCAGUGGACAGAUGGGCUCGGUCAUCAGACUCAGACAGUUCCUAGAGACGUCGCUGCAGAGCCGACAGAUCAGUCCGCCCAAAGGCCAGCUGAGCUCCAUGUUCUGGAGGUCUUGAUGGAUGAGGAGGAGGAGGAGGAGCCACGUUGGAUGAUGCUGCUGCAUGACGCCGCUUUAGGACUGAAUAAGACAGAAAUGAGCUCAGAGCUUUGGUGCGAUGAUGGGGAAACAGCCUCUCUGAGUAGGAGAGGCAAAGCUGUUCUGUGGUUCUAGUUUCAUGGAGAGAUCAGCUCUUCGAGAUGAAUGACGCCGCGUACGAGAGCUGCUGAAUUCGAAGGGUUUUUGUACCUGUGGACUCUAAAAUAAUGAAGGGAAGAGUUCCUGGACAUGAGCAUCCUGGAUAUGAGGUUUACUCCAGCUUUGGUCAUACUCUGCUGACCUUGUGAACUCUGGUAUCCUGUUUCUGGUGGAGACGCUGGUUCUUUUAACCUUAAAUGAAUUGACUGCUUUCCUGCUGGAGUUCAUGAGCUUAUUUAAAUUCCCCAGUGUGUCUGAGACGCCAUCGCAGCCUUAACUUUCAUUUAGUGGUGUCCUGAUGGGGGAAUUCUUAGGCAAUUUUAAAUUAUUUUGCUGAUUCAGAAACAUUAUUUUAGUUUUAGUUUAUAGUGUUUUGUUUUUUGUAGCAGGAAAAUAAGUUUCCUUUAAAAAAAA
Archocentrus centrarchus (flier cichlid) is the source of this 2820-nucleotide messenger RNA. It is a transcript of the gene gle1, whose product is annotated as GLE1 RNA export mediator. Bases 56 to 2227 code for a protein of 723 amino acids. Gene Ontology annotation, cellular component: nuclear pore cytoplasmic filaments; nuclear pore; cytoplasm. The transcript has 14 exons. Gene Ontology annotation, biological process: poly(A)+ mRNA export from nucleus. NCBI's taxonomy places the organism in Eukaryota, Metazoa, Chordata, Actinopteri, Cichliformes, Cichlidae. Gene Ontology annotation, molecular function: translation initiation factor binding; inositol hexakisphosphate binding; phospholipid binding. The record is from RefSeq and is a predicted model, not a curated record.